This is a messenger RNA of Myzus persicae (green peach aphid), 1596 nucleotides long. It is a transcript of the gene sro, whose product is annotated as retinol dehydrogenase 7. Bases 224 to 1471 code for a protein of 415 amino acids. NCBI's taxonomy places the organism in Eukaryota, Metazoa, Arthropoda, Insecta, Hemiptera, Aphididae. Gene Ontology annotation, molecular function: oxidoreductase activity. The transcript has 6 exons. The record is from RefSeq and is a predicted model, not a curated record.
GUUAACAAUUUUAUCUAAAUAAAUGUACGUCUAAAAUCUGAAUAGGUAAAUAGUUCACUUUAUAUCACAAGCAAGGUGGAUUGAUCCACAUUUUUCCUUGAUUGUUUCAACUAUUUAAAUAUAUUAUUUUGUUCAAAGUCAAAAAUGUGAAUGCGUCCAACUAGUAAAAAAUUUAUAAUACAUAAAUAAAAGAUCUAAAAAGUAUCGAUGUGUUUAAACAAUUAUGUCAAUCAUGAAAAUAUUUCAGAUUAUCAAUGUAAAAAACCACUAUGUAAUACAAAGUUGUUUGGUAAUAUCUUUAGUUACUGUAACAACUUGGAUAACAGCAAUUCUAAGAAAAAAAAAAAAAAUAAGACUGAAUGAAAAUGUCAACAAUAAAAUUAUUUCAAUUCCAUUGAUUGUUAUAACAGGCUGUGACACAGGUCUUGGAUAUUCAAUUGUUAUGAGAUAUUUAAAAGGUGAACAUUUUAGUAAAAACCAAAAUAACAGUAAAAUAUAUCAUAAUUUGUUAUUUUUCAAUAACAAACCACUGAUAAUUCCAAAUAGGAUUGCGAUUGUUGCAUUUUGUUUGAAUCCUAAUAGCCCAGGUGCUAAAUGCUUACUUCAACUAUCAGUUAAAUAUACUAAUAUUAAAUUGUUCGUUAGACAAUUAGAUUUAACUGAUACUGAUUCUAUUAAGGCUGGUGUGACUUUUGUUACUGAUCUACUUCAACAAAAUGUUGAUAUAAAUUGGCCACACGAUGAAGCAGUUUUUUUUAAAUAUGAACUACAUGCAUUGGUCAACAACGCAGCACGAAUGGUGAUGGCAGAAUAUGAAUGGCAAACUUCAAAAAUAAUAAAACAGCAAUUUGAAGUUAAUGUUUUAGGUCCUAUUAUGUUAACUGCAAUGUUACUGCCAACAUUUCGCAAAGACAAAAGUCGGGUGAUAAAUGUAAUUAGUCAUUGUGCUUAUCUUCCACUUCCUGGAGUAUCUAUUUAUGGUGCUACGAAAGCUGCUGUGCGUGCAUGGACAAUCGGAACAAGAGUUGAACUUGAAACUCACGGCAUAAAAAUGAUCACGUUUUCACCAGGAUCGUUUUAUCUUCAUUCCUCCAUUAUGAAUGUCGAACAAAGAAUGAUUGAUUAUGAAGACAUGUGCAAUAAUAUGAAUAAAGAGCAAUUAGCUUAUUAUGGUGCUUUUAUGUAUACCUAUCAAAAUUACUUGAGUACUAUUGAUGCAUACAUUAAUCCUCCAGAAAUAACCAUUCCCAGCACUAAUAAAAUAUACUGUCAAAUGGAUAAUGCAUUAUGGGCAGUCCACCCCAAAGCUGAGUAUAAUGUGCCUGAACCUUGGCGAUAUAGAAUCUAUUUUGCUGUAGCUUGGACUCUAUCAUCAUUAGGUUUACAUUAUUUAAAAGAUAAGGUUGUACGUCGAUUUGUGGCUACACCACAAUUUCAUGAUAAUAUUGCAAGUUCAGUUGAAAAUAUCUAAUAAACAGAGAUUGGAACUUAUCUAAUUUACAUAUCUAUGCUAAAUGUAACAAAACAUAACAAAGUGUCAUACUGUUGUAUGAAUGUAAAAUAUUUCAAAAUAAUAUAGUGAGAUCAAAUAUGAAA